UCAGGUGGUUGAGAAACUCGAAAGUCAUGAAAGUGUCAGCGCGCGCUCGGGCAAGGCGGUCGAGUCAGUGUUGUGAUAAUUCCGGACGCUAGCGGCGAUGUACCCCGUUGAUAGUGGCCGUGUGUGCUAAAUUGACAACAAGAAGGCUUGGAGGAACGUUACCGUAACAGCAGAACAAGAAAAGGAGUGUCAACAUGCCUGCCUUGUCAAGCUACUUGAAGUCUGAGUAAACUAAACCCCGAUGACCUGCGAAUGCCCUGGGUUGACGUGGACCAUUCCAACGACCUGUCCAGCUACCGGCCACCUUGUACUAUUGGAGCACAGCACCUCCCUGUCUCACAAGUGGACUCUUCCAUCAACAACACCAAGGUCAUCUUUAAAGGGCACGAGUUCCCAAAAUGAUUUCCUGUUUAAACUGAAAGGAUUGAUGCUGUUCUUAGUAACCUUUCUGCUUGUCAGGUUCCCAAGAAGUUGUCGUUUCCUGCACUGAAACAUCUGUGAACUUCUGUUAUCAAAGUUCAAACGUUAAAAACCAUUAGCAUCAAAAACCAUGGAGUGGAGAACAGCAAAAAUAUACAAGUAUCUACCUCUGGUAUUGGGACUGUUGUUGCUAAUUGCUGUGGGCACACAAUGCCAGACAACACAACAGGGAAGUAUGGCAGGGGCAACAACUAUACUCACCGCACACACUACCCACGGACCCCAUCCUACGUCCGAGAGCCACGCCACGUCGUCCGAGCACGGGUGUACGCAACCCGGGGAAGGCGAGACGGACGGACAUUCUGCGCACGAGGAGACACUGACGAGGUACCAAGUGGCCGUGUUAGACUUCCAUCACGUCAUGUCCCCCUACACCAUAGCGCUGUGGAUCGUCCUGGCCAGCAUUGCUAAGAUUGGUUUCCACUUGUCACACAAGGUGUCAAAAAUUGUUCCAGAGAGCUGCUUGCUGGUUGUGCUUGGGCUGAUAGUUGGAGCCAUCCUGUUUCUCACCAAACAGGAGGAAAACAUCCACACCCUAAGUGCAGAUACUUUUUUCCUGUACCUGCUGCCACCCAUUGUGGUAGACGCUGGCUACUUCAUGCCCAACCGUGCCUUCUUUGACAACAUUGGAAGCAUUCUUACAUAUGCAGUCAUUGGCACGUUAUGGAACACUUUGGGCAUCUCCAUGUCCUUAUAUGGGUGUGCCCAGCUGGGCUGGCUGGGCUCCGUUAGCGACAUCUCCCUCCUACGCUGCCUCCUGUUCGGCAGUCUCAUCUCCGCUGUGGACCCCGUGGCGGUACUGGCCGUGUUUGAGGAGGUCCACGUCAACGAACUUCUCCAUAUUACUGUGUUUGGAGAGUCACUGCUCAACGAUGCAGUGACAGUGGUACUGUACCACAUGUUUGAUGCAUACAAUGAAAUCGGCGAGGACAACAUCAUAGCCAUUGACGUUGUGGCUGGCUGUGCGUCAUUCUUCAUCGUUGGACUGGGAGGUGUUCUCUUUGGGGUCAUCUUUGGGGUCAUCACAUCCUUCACAACAAGGUUUACAGACCAUGUGAGAGUGAUCGAGCCUCUGUUUGUGUUUGUGUUCUCAUACCUGGCCUACCUGACUGCCGAGAUGUUCCACCUGUCAGGCAUCAUGGCAGCUGUGUUCUGUGGGAUCUCCAUGAAGAACUACGUCGAGGCCAACAUUUCGCAGAAGUCGCACACGACCAUCAAAUACUCGAUGAAGAUGCUGUCCAACAUGUCGGAGACUGUCAUCUUCAUGUUCCUGGGGCUGUCCACGGUGAACAGCUACCACGACUGGAACACAGGAUUCGUGCUGUUCACUCUGCUGUUCUGUCUUGUCUACAGAGGGAUAGGGAUCCUGGUACUGACCUGGGCACUGAACAGGUACCGUAUGGUAAAGUACACCAAGGUGGACCAGUUUGUGAUGGCGUACGGCGGGCUGCGUGGGGCCGUGGCGUUCUCCCUGGUGUUUCUACUGGACGAGCGACACUUCCCCGAGAAGAAGGCCAUGAUUACGGCGACCAUCUGUGUCAUCUACUUCACUGUGUUUUUACAGGGUAUCACCAUCAAGCCAUUGGUGAACCUGCUGCAUGUAAAGAGAAGUGCCAAGCACAAACCAUCCAUGACCGAGCAGAUCAACGAAAGGUUGAUUGAUCAUAUGAUGGCAGCAAUAGAGGACAUCACUGGUCAUCAUGGCCAUCACUACUGGAGAGACAGAUUUGAAUACCUCGACAACCACUACGUCAAGAAAGUCUUGGUCAGGAACUACCGAGAAGAUAUCCAGGACAAGGAGAUUCUGGAUGUUCACCGCAAACUGAACGAGAAAGACGCCCAAGACAUGUUGAAGAGGAACGUUUCCUUUGCGGCAAGCCUCCAUGAGAUGGUACUGAGUGGCCAGAUGCACAUUGACUCGGUGGGACGACUUCUGAGGAACGAAACAUCUUCCAGUAACUUUCAGCAGAGUCAGAGUGACACCUGUCUUGACAUGCAGGCCAUCACUGCUGAGUACUCAGGCAAGGAUGUGGACGAUGCAGAGUUACACCACCUCCUGCAGGAGAACAUGUACCACACAAGGAAAAGGCACAAGACGUUCACUGGGAAGCACAUGCUACCGGAGGACAAGCAGAACGAGGAAAUUUUCCGGCGUAACAUUCGUCACCGUCGCCAUCGUCACCACAGACACCACAAGAGAAAUGGACUGAGGAACGGCUGCAGAAUGAAGAAGUCGUCCAGCGGGGAUCACCUCAUGCCUCCUGAACCGCACGGCCGGCCUCGGCGCAACGUCAGCUGGUCAGACGAGAAGAACAAGUCUCUGGUUCAAACAACACAAGCACCAGUUGAUCUGGUGGUAACGGCUGAAGAUAAUGAAGAAGAUGAUGAUGACCUUGGGAUCACCUUCACAGCCAAGAAGGAGCUCAAACCUUAUGACAACAUGGACGCUCCCAGGGCCAUCCCCAAACCUACAGUGGCAGAAGAAGCCUUACCGUGGAAGUCAGGCGUAGCGGAAGCAGCGCGAGCGAUCCCCGAUCAAGACCUGCUGAACGACAGCUCGCAGCCCAGCUGGACUCUCCCCUCCUCCCCCACUCCUGCCGCACCCCCCUCUUUCCCCCCUUCCCCAGACCAGGCCCCCUGGAUGGUACCAGAACCCCCCUGGUUUUCCAAACAGGACAGCACGCACCCCUCCGACCGGAGAGAAGAAGAGGAGCCUAUGCUACCCAGGAGUCAACAGCAGAAGUCAAAUAAGUCAAACCCAGAAGAAGUGCCUCUACUACCAUCUGGUAAGAAAACCCCCUCCCCUCCCAAGGGGGGUGCAAAAAGGACACUUUUGCCUAACCAAGUAGAGAUAGAAAUACCUGAUUCUCCAAGCCUUAGGAUGGACCGAGAUGAUGACGUUGCAGAGAGAGAGUCUUGCGUCUGAUUCGUCCACUGCAAGCUAGCUGCAUGGCAUCCAGACUUCCAUACAGUAUGCAAAAUGGUGUAUAGUGUGCAUUGCCAACUAAAAUGGCCAAUUUUUUUGCAGUGCAGUGGUUGCCAUAGUACAGGUCAUUUUGAUACACUCAACUUUCCUAUUAAAGAUGUUGUGAGAGAAACAAUUUUUCAUAAGGAAGUACAAAGUAUUGCAACUUUUCAAGGAUAACAUUUAUCAAUAAGCAACUGUGUACCACUACGGUAACCAUAACCAUGAAA
Molecule: messenger RNA, 3675 nt
Organism: Branchiostoma floridae (Florida lancelet)
Lineage: Eukaryota; Metazoa; Chordata; Leptocardii; Amphioxiformes; Branchiostomatidae
Product: sodium/hydrogen exchanger 2-like
Exons: 17
Coding region: 551-3406 (951 amino acids)
Biological process (GO): regulation of pH; proton transmembrane transport; sodium ion transport
Cellular component (GO): membrane
Molecular function (GO): sodium:proton antiporter activity
Source: RefSeq, a predicted model, not a curated record